AUGGUCCUCCAAGGCCUCAAGCCUCACAUCUUUGACAGGCUCAAGAAGUUCACAGGACGGUGGGCAGGCGAGGUGCCCGCGAGGCUCUGGAGCCUAAGGAUGACCCCGAACAGAUCCACGGGCUUCACACCUUUCUUCAUUGUGUACAGCGCUGAGGCCAUCCUCCCUACCGACCUCGAUUAUGGGGCGCCACGGGUCAAGGCAUACGACGAGGCAAGGUCAGAAAAAGCUCACGAGGACGCACUCGACCAGCUCGACGAGGCGCACGAUGUGGUAGUCCUCCGGUCAGCCAAGUACAAACAGGUCUUGUGGUGCUACCACAGCAAGAGCAUGAGGGGGUGGGCUUUUCAGGUUGGCGACUUGGUCCUCUGA
Messenger RNA from Setaria italica (foxtail millet), 372 nucleotides. RefSeq lists its product as uncharacterized. The transcript has a single exon. The record is from RefSeq and is a predicted model, not a curated record. Gene Ontology annotation, molecular function: nucleic acid binding. Bases 1 to 372 code for a protein of 123 amino acids. Lineage: Eukaryota; Viridiplantae; Streptophyta; Magnoliopsida; Poales; Poaceae.